This is a messenger RNA of Lasiodiplodia theobromae, 939 nucleotides long. RefSeq lists its product as uncharacterized. The coding region runs from base 1 to 939 and encodes 312 amino acids. NCBI's taxonomy places the organism in Eukaryota, Fungi, Ascomycota, Dothideomycetes, Botryosphaeriales, Botryosphaeriaceae. The transcript has a single exon. The record is from RefSeq and is a predicted model, not a curated record.
AUGGCCGAGAAAGAAGAUACGGAUACGACUGCACUCCUUACGCGGAAGUGGCCUACCGAACCCGAAUCCUAUCUGUACCACGACGAAAUGAUAUCGAGACCUUUGGAUAACUGGUUGAUGGGAAUCGAAAAACAUGAAAAGGAGCUUGGCGGAUGGUUCAUUACCAAAGUCGAACACAUGAAGAGCUUUCACUUCUCUAGCGUCAUGCACGAGUACCUCCGGGUCACGGUUGAGCGCCUUACGCCCGAUCCCGAGCCCUCCUCCAAACGCAAAGCUCUGCUUUUUGCUGAGCGGGAGUAUGAAGACGAUGAAAUCACUGUUGGCUGGGAGAAGGUCAGGCACCCCGAGCUGACCGGCUGGUGGAUCGUCAGGUUGUUCCGCGGAUACUUCAGCGGGCCGAACGGAGGAGGCGUCCCGUUCACGGCCAGCUCGUCGGCCAUAGACAGCUGGAGGGCAGUCGGAUACUCGGCCUCGGAUUUCCUAUGCGAGCUCGUUGCUAAAGAGAACAGCCAGGGGCUGCCUCUGAAAGCUUUUGCCGAAGUCUUACGCGAAACGAAUGCCCAAAAGCCGGUCUAUCACGCCCAGGAUGCCAAUUGCUUCUGGUUUGCUGAAACCGUGUAUAAAGGGCUACAGCGCAGGACGGGCGACGGGACUGUGGACCCGGGAGUAGCCAAUUCAGCCGCCUCUCAGGGUCUGAGUUCCUGGUGGACGGAAAAUCGAGGAGGCUACUACCAUCACAAGGGCAAGUUUGGUGGAGUUCGUUGGCUUCCGUUCCAAUUCCGUUUGAUUCCAGCCAUCCGGGAUUACGAGCGAUUCUCAUUGGAAAAGGGCAGUAAUCUCCCAAAUUCUUACGUUGAACGCUUUCGGGUAUUCAGAGAAUGGCGUAACAAGCGGGUCACCAAAGCCAGGGAUGAGAAAGAUAUCGAAAAGCAGAAGUGA